AUGACGGCCUUCGAUAUGGAUUCACAGCGACAGGAAGAUUUCGAGGUGAUGCCUUCGAAGGAAGCCUUCGCCUCAGCCAACUACGACAACAUGAUUGACAAAGGCGAGGUCACCAUCGACAAGAGCACGGCUUUGCACCGCGGACUCAGGUCCCGCCAUACCACCAUGAUUGCGUUGGGUGGCGCUCUAGGGUCUGGCUUGAUCAUCGGGACUGGCUCUGCCCUGGCAAGUUCAGGGCCGGCGGCUGUCUUGAUCGCCUACUCACUCGUGGGCUUUGUCGUGUGGUUGAUGUUGACGGGUCUCUGCGAAAUGGGAACAUACCUACCCAUCGCCGAGGGAUUUACUGGUUACGCUUCUCGCUUCGUCGAUCCAGCUUUGGGCUUCGCCCUCGGGUGGUGUUAUUGGAUCAAAUACGCCAUUUCAACCCCCAACCAACUGACCGCCAUUGCAUUGGUGCUUCAGUACUGGGUUCCUCGAGAAAAGCUCAAUCCGGGAGUGUUCAUUGCCAUCUUUCUAGUGGUGAUCAUCCUGAUCAACUAUUUCGGGAUCCGGUUCUUUGGCGAAUUCGAAUUCUGGCUCUCGUCCCUCAAGGUUUUGAUCCUAUGCGGUGUCAUCAUCCUCUCGUUAGUGCUGGCCUGUGGAGGCGGCCCCAACCACGAAGCCACCGGAUUUCGCUACUGGCACCACCCGGGCGCCUUCCACGAGCAUCUCGCAAAAGGAGCAUUGGGCCGGUUCCUAGGCGUGUGGAACUGCGUCGGCAUCGCCGCCUUCGCGUACCUCUCGACCGAGUUCAUCGGCGUGACGGUCGGCGAGGCGCAGAAUCCACGCCGGACGAUCCCGCGCGCGGCACGACUGAUCUUCUAUCGGAUCUUCUUCUUCUACAUCCUCAGCGUCUUCUUCCUGGGCAUGAUUGUGCCGUACAACUCGCCCAAGCUGGCCUUCGCCACAAAGCAAUCGACCUCGGCCGCCGCAUCCCCGUUCGUCGUGGCCAUCAUGCUAGCUGGGAUCGACGUCCUCCCGGGCUUCCUCAACGGCUGUAUUCUCAUCUUCGUCUUCUCCGCCGGCACCUCCGACCUCUACAUCUCCAGUCGAACGCUGUACGGUCUGGCGCGGGACGGGAAGGCACCGGCCUUCCUGGCCCGAACCAACAGCCGCGACGUCCCCGUGGCGGCUCUCGGAGUAUCAGCUGUGCUGUCGCUUCUGGCGUUCAUGAACGUCUCGAACGACUCGAAGAAGAUCUUCAACUACUUCAUCAACUGCAUCACCGUGUUCGGCUUGAUCGUGUGGAUCUGCAUCCUGCUGAGUCACAUCAGCUUCGUCCGCGCCUGUCGAGCACAACAGGUCCCCAAGGAGAAACUGAUCUACCGCGCACCCCUGGGCAUCUGGGGGUCGUGGUAUGCUUUGGUGUUUUGUGUCAUUGUCACUUUCACCAAGAACUUUGCCGUCUUCGUCCACACCCCGACCUCGGACUUCGACUACAAGAACUUCAUCACGGGAUAUAUUGCCAUCCCUGUGUUUCUGAUCAUUCUGUUUGGAUAUAAGCUGGUCUAUCGCACCAAAGGUGUCAAGCCGGCCGAAGCAGAUCUGCAGUCGGGGUUGGCUGAGGUCGAACUCCAUGAGGUGGAGUUUGCUGCGAUGGAGGCCGAGCAAUUGGCCCACCAGACCAGAUGGGGGAGAUAUUACAGAAGAUAUCUGUCCUGGUUGUUCUGA
This is a messenger RNA of Capronia coronata CBS 617.96, 1710 nucleotides long. RefSeq lists its product as uncharacterized. The transcript is spliced from 3 exons. Lineage: Eukaryota; Fungi; Ascomycota; Eurotiomycetes; Chaetothyriales; Herpotrichiellaceae. Gene Ontology annotation, cellular component: membrane. Gene Ontology annotation, molecular function: amino acid transmembrane transporter activity. The record is from RefSeq and is a predicted model, not a curated record. Bases 1 to 1710 code for a protein of 569 amino acids. Gene Ontology annotation, biological process: amino acid transmembrane transport.